CAUCAGACACAUGGGAGCAUGGGCAGCGCUGCUGAACAGUAACCUGCUUCUUAGCCGGACACAGGAGACGGGCACAGGAAUUUCAGGUCACAAGGGCCGCUUCUGGGCAGGGCUGCGAUUCCAACCUCUCCCCAUCAUGAAAGAGGUUGAGUAGCGGCAGAGCAGGAACUUCUCAGGGACAAAAACCACAUUUCAGGAUGGGAAGGUUUGAGGUGGCCUGUGUGCUGCUGCUGGUGCUGCUCUGGGCUCUGAGGCGGAGCGUCCCGGUGUCAGCAGGCUGUGCGGGGAAAUGUUGCCCUGGAAGAGACUUGAGCUGUGUCACCACCGACUGGAGGAUGGACCGAAUAUUCGGAGCUUGCUACUGCGACGAAGCCUGCGUCCAAACCAAAGACUGCUGCUUCGACUUUUUCAGCCAGUGCCCAGGUCGCGACUGUUACGUGAGCGACUGGAGUUUUUGGAGCGGCUGUGCCAAGCCAUGCCAGCCGUCACACAGAGUCAGGGUCCGUCAUGUGACGCAGGAGCCAGGUAACAGUGGCGGGCCUUGUCCGAGUCUGGAGCAGCGAGCCGGCUGCCGGGAGUACAGAGACCACCAGGGGAGGCAGUGCGGACACACUUUAGGUCCAGCAUUCAUCACCAGCAUGGAGUUCAGCAAAGGCAGAGCAAAGCAUGACCACUACGGAGCGCCACUGAAUCCUGGGUUCUGUGUGGAAUUCACGCUGGAGUCUCGCUCCCCCUACUGCACCAUUGAAAACCGGCCGCACACUCUCUGGAUGCGCUAUGUGACAGAGGGAUUCAAAGUGUGUGUGGCAUGCGAACCUCCUGCCAUGAGGAACAACAGCGGCCAGUGCCAAGGAGACGGUCAGGGGUCAGACAAAGAGGACGUGCUGCACUGGCAAGCCGUGGGAAACCCCCGCUGCAGUGGAACCUGGAGGAAGAUCCAGCAAACCAAGCAGUGCGACUGUCCUGCCCAACACAGCUUCAUCUUCACCUGAGAGCGUUCACGCUGCAGUCCUGGCAGACAGACUUACACGGAGCCAACGCCAGCUCCUUUCCCAAGAACCAGUAGCACUUUACCAUGACCAGAAGUCGAAUAAGAAAGGAGCCAGAGUGAGAUUAAAAGCCAACUCUCCUGGGAUCUUACAGUCAGGGGGGUAUAGCUUAUAAAAAAAAACAAAAAAAAAACAGUCCAUUGACUGCUACGAAAAGAGGCUGAAAAUUUCACAAGCCAAUUAUAUAUAUAUAUGGAUGUGAACUCGAUUAUACUUUAACUUAAUACACACAAACGCACAUAUGGGAGUGAAAAGCGAAGCCCCUUCAGGUGUGUAGGUGACACCUGAAGGGGCUUCCAAUCCAGCGAUGAAUAAUGCCACAAAUGCUAUUGCGAGCACUGACCACUUCGACUUUGUUUAUUGAAAAUAUUGUAUGCUUUUUUACAAAAAUAAGUUAAUGCUAAAAUGUUGCAUAAAUAUCAAGUCAAUCUUAUGAGGUCAUUUAAAAAGUUUAGUUUUUGCUUUGGCGCCCCCUGCAGGAGAGAGCAUAAACUCAUAAACAGCAAAAACAGAUCCAUCCGUCUUUUUUUUUCAUCGUACAACUUUGGGCAGAAGGGUAAGCAACAUAGCUACACUUAAAAAAUGACAGGCCACAUCAGCCUACCAGGUGCUUUUUGACCAGAAUUCUCCACCGAUCUUUCAGCAUGACACUGGUCCGGUCCUCGAAGUUGUACGCCAAUAAAAUGCGUGACCACUUGCCGGCGCCAAAUUGUUUCACGCCCUUCUUCAACUGCUCGUCCUGCUCUGUUGUCCAUUUCUAAAGUCGAGUGAAGAUUGAAAUUCCUGAUAAACGUGAUUUAGGCAGAGACAUUUCAAUGUACCUGAGCUGCCAGACUCAACACACCUGAGGAGGUUUUCUCUUCUUCUCACAGGUCGUCUGUGACUUCUGUUUCGGCAUCAGCUGCUGCUGUAAAUCUGUCAGGAACAUAGUUGGACAUUUAAGUGACAAAGCAUGGCUCUGGGCUUCCCAAUGGAUGAAAUGUGCUUUUUUUUUUUUUUUAAAGGGAGCAAAACUCAACACACCUGGACUUGGGAUUCGACUUAGACAGAUGUAAGGUUUCUUGGAUGAGGCUGGGUUCCAUAGCUCUUGUGUUUUGGUUGACAGAAGUUUCCGUUUGUGCCUAUGGAGGAGGGAGGGAAGAGGGUUGUAUUACGUGCUUGAACAGAAAGCAUUAACCUGUUUACUGUAGGGAUGCACCGCUCCACAUUUUUGGACUUCAGAUCUGAUGCCAAUACUGGAAUUUGGAGAUGUGCCGAUAUCGAUAUUCCUCCGAUUUGACACCACAGCUCAGUUUGCAGGGUCUUUUUUUCACCACGACCGUUGCUUGUGCAUUAAUUACAGAAGGCAACUAGAGGUCAGUGUAAGACCACAGAAGGCAGUCAGGAAACCAUGAACUCCUGACAACGGUAAAAACAUUAUCCUGAAAACAACUCUGAUGGUGUCGCAUCAACAUGUUGAUGAAAUCCAGGAGACAGACGUAUGUAGAAAGUGCACGGAUACAACACGCAGCUUCAUUUGAUCAGCAAAACAUCAUCAAUACCUGUGGAUCUAUUUUCUGAGCAACCAGUGGCACAGCACAGACAUUUCAAGUCCAACAUCCCAGAUAUUUGACUAAUUUAAGAACAAACAUUGCAUUUGUGAAUUGAAAACAUCCAAUGCGCUGUUGGUUCACAGGCUGCGCAGCCUUGCUUACCUAUCUAGUGCUCCUGUUAUGUUUUGUCAGCGAACACCACAGUCUACUUUGGAAUCCAACUAACACGUAAAUACCGCACAUCCCAGGACUGAAAGUCAGGGAGCUUUUGCUUGCAUCCUGAAUGGCUACACAUUUUCAGCUGAAGUCUCAAACUCUGAAAACUGUGGGAUGGACUUCCUAAUACACGUCUCCUGCCUCUCACUAAUAUACAGGAAAUCCAUUCCACAGUUUGCGAUGAACUCACAGCAGAAAACGUGAAGCUCACACUCGAAAUGACUUGGAUUAUACUUCCUUACGCUUGGUGCAGAGACACUUCUGCAUCCACCUUAGACACCUAAAACUAAUAAGGAAGCAUAUUGUUAUGGCCAGAUGAAUUGAAACUACUCUCCUUUCCUACAAAGUGAAUUAGACUAAACAAAAUACGUGCAUGACCCUCAGAUCCUGGAAUAAAUUGGUGUCUGCAGCAACACUGACCCAACAGUCAGGAAAAGUCCACUAUAUUAAAGUGGAGUGAGUUUGCGUUUCAGGAGGUGUGAACAGUGAACUGCGACUGAAAAAAAGGAGACUUACUUUAUAGCAGUUGUUAUAUCUGCUUUCCUGGAAGACAGGAGGAAAACAAUGGUCAGAAUCAGAACAAUGGAGGGCAACAGAAAUGACACAAGACUAGUUCUCAUACUCAGCGUUGCCGUUUCCCACAUCCUCCGUUUUCAUCUCAGAGUUUUGUGUCCUUGUGCUUCCACAUCUGCCAAUAUUUCGUGAGUUCUGGAUCAUUUUUGUGGCUUCCUAAUGGCGAGAAACAGAGCAGAGUGAGUUUUGGAUCAUCGCCUCUUUGCCCUCUUUUCAAAACGUCUCUUUUCAGACCCAUGGAUUGUUAUGGAGAAGCAAGUAUGAUUAAUGAGGCUGGUCGCUGGCAGACCUGUCAGUGUUUAACCUUGAUAUGAAUUAUUUUGGAAACAUUCACCCAAAGCAAGUCUUUGAGGCCUUCAGGAGCAGUCGGCCUCAUUCGCCCUCACGGCUAAUUUUGAUGAAAAAUUGGCAGUUAACGUUGACUGAUAAUGUCACAACAGCACUUUAGGUUGGUCAUGACACCAUCAUUCAAAAUAGGGCGAGCAGUGAACUGGUCUGAACACAAGGUAAGAUUUCUCCAUCACUCAAAUGACAGAAUUUAAUAGGAAAGUCUAACUGCUUUAAUCAGAACAAGUAGAAACUGCCAGUCAGCAAUGUUUCUGAUUGAGAACUCUCUCGGGGGGAGGCAGGGACAGCAUUACACUCGGCAUUAAAGUCAGCCUUUAGAAAACUGGAGAAUUCAACACUCCUAUAUUUGCGUUCUGCCACACAUAAGUCAGGAAAGUGAGGCAAUACAACACAACUAAACCUUCAUGCGGUAUCAUUCGGCAAGGCCUCGUCUAAUAACAGCGCCAUUUUAAAAGUCGAAUCAAGUUUAUUUUUUGACUGAAGCAGCUUUUUAUCAUGCACUGUUGACCAACAAAUCCAGUAAAUAACCCUGCUAAGUGGUAUGCUAAAAUGCAAUUGUCAGGGGGGAAAAUAGUGCAUUCAGACUGAGGUAUACUGAGCAGCAAGCAAACACCAUUAGCAGUCAUUGUCACCUCUCAACAUCAACAACAAGGAUUCUUUUAAAGUUGCUUGAUCGUUCAAGACCUUCAAAUUAGGGAAGGGACAGAUACCAUCUAAUAAGGUUUUGGAUUGAUCUCGGAGCGCUGGGACACGCCUCCAUCCAAGAAAUCCAUUCCACUUUCCAGUCAAAUAACAUGAAACCGUUUAAUAAUACUUGGAGCGAAUCCUUACUUCACAAGAGAUGUCUGCUGUGUGGAAUUACUUGGAACCUGAAGUACAUGUAAAAGUGUUAACUUGUAGUGUGCUAUCUGCUGGCGGCCCCGCAGGACAGCAAGAAGUACAAAGUACAAACAAAGUAGGGACGCUCCGAUCAGGAUUUUUGCUGCCGAUCACUGAUGCCGAUCGCAUGGAUUGAAUCAAAAUGAUGAGACCUUCUGUGUCCAUGAUGUGAGAAAAUGAACUUUAAAUCAUUUUAAUUCAGACACAUUUAUAUACCUCUUCAAGGUGGCAAAAAAAUAGAAAAACUGAAUUGCUGAAUGCAGCAAUUACUCUGUCAAAAGGACGACUGAAAAAACAUUUAAUUUGAUGUGAGACGUCGCAGGUGAAUCUUUAGAGACUGUGGAGUGUCCGUGAAAUAUUUACAUACUGUAGCGGGACACGAGACAGAGAGCACUGCAAUUAUGAAAGCUUCCACUCCCGCUGUUUGCAAAGGUUUCAGAUUCAGAUGGCUGACAAACGCUGCAAAACGGCAGCAGACCCGGCCAAUUCCGUUUCCGAGUAAACCACACCUGAGACAGGCUUCUCAUCUAGCUUGGUGAAAUAAAUAUUAUUUCUUGUCAUUCCGAAUGUCAUGCUCGGACCGACGGGUGUUGUGGCGAUCAUGAGCCCGGAAGUGCUGGCGCUUUAAAUGGCGUGUUUAAUUUGAAGGCACUUCCCUGCACAGCAUUUUCCCAUGCAUGUGCUGUAGGAUGUAAACUUUAUGUGACAGCUUGAAAGAACCAUCACAGCAGAGAGCAGCGAGUAGGGAGGAGCGGACGCGUCACAACCAGCCGGGCUUCAUCAGAGCACCGGCUGUGAUCAGUUGUUGUGGUCAGCAGUGACAGGUAGAGAUCGGCAACGCACCGAUCAGGAUCGGUGACUGAUCAAUCGAAGCAUCCCUAGUUCAAAGUUUUUGCAUCAUUUACGGAGUGACAUAAUUCUUGUUUGAAAUCAGACUCAUUUACUCCUUCUGCACUGUUCUUUCACUCAAAAAGAAUGUAAGCGGGAAAAUCCUUACUUGAUGAUGCAAAUGAAGUGAACGUAAUUCUCUUGAUCAGAUAAAGCAGCCUACUAUAUACAUUGGUCUGUGUUGAUUUACUGAACAGUAACUGACAAUUCGAAGCCCCCAGAAAGGCAAUUUUGCUUUCUGUUUUCCUGUGGAGAUUUUUUGACUUCAUUAUUUUUUUCUUUUCUAAUACUCAAUCAAAUAAUGACAAAAAUAAUAAAGCAAGCUCUGGUAUCGGAUCAG
Messenger RNA from Synchiropus splendidus (mandarinfish), 5825 nucleotides. RefSeq names its product somatomedin-B and thrombospondin type-1 domain-containing protein. The record is from RefSeq and is a predicted model, not a curated record. Bases 198 to 992 code for a protein of 264 amino acids. Lineage: Eukaryota; Metazoa; Chordata; Actinopteri; Syngnathiformes; Callionymidae. The transcript has 5 exons.